AGCAACAACGCGCUUGUCACUUGCGCCGGGACGUACUUCAGCUGUAUCAAUGGAACGAAGACGACUUCGAUCUCAUCGCAUCUCAUCAUAAUCGUCAGAAUCGUUAAAAUUCAGUGCCUUAGCGGCGAAGAUGAGUGAAGAAGGGAAGGAGAGAGGAGUCGCCAGCGGCGAUCCCCACCACCACCACCACCACCAUGGCGUGCCGCCGGAGCUUCAAUACGGGACGUUCCAGGGUGUCGCGAACUACCCUCCGCAGCCGGCAAUCGGCUUUCCUCAGCCGGUUCCGCCGCCCGGAGCCACCGCAAACCCUCAGUACUUUGCUCAUGGCUAUCAGGCCGUUCCAGGUUAUGCAGUUGCUGAAGGAACACCUGUAAGAGAACGUCGCCUUCGUUGCUGUGGUUGUGGGAUGGGUUGGGUCUUGUUUAUCAUUGGUUUUUUCCUUGCUGCUAUCCCCUGGUAUGUUGGAGCAUUCAUUCUACUUUGUGUGAGAUCGGUUGAUUACAGAGAGAAACCUGGAUAUAUCGCUUGCACAAUCGCUACUGCUCCACAUGUGCAGGCUGUUAUUGCGACAGUUGCAAUCCUUUUUGGUGCUACAAAGGUUGACUGGUAAUCUGGGAUCGAGCAGUUUGUCGUCGAUGUUGCAAAUGGGUCUUAAUCUGUAAUCUGCAAACUUUAGUGUGGCACCAUCCGGGGCGUCGGUUAAACCUAUUUUCUGGAAGUGAAUCCUGUGCACUUUGAAUUGUAAUAAGAACUAUUGAAUAAUUCAUUUGUGCACCGAACUUGCUUGUACAGGCUUGGAGUGAAGAACAUUGACAUUGUGCAUGAUUGUAUGAUAUCCCAAAAUUUGUCACAUUCAUUGAUUGUGGGUAUUAUGAGUUUAUGAUUUGAUUUA
This is a messenger RNA of Diospyros lotus (date-plum), 892 nucleotides long. Its product is annotated as 60S ribosomal protein L18a-like protein. The transcript has 4 exons. The record is from RefSeq and is a predicted model, not a curated record. Bases 131 to 610 code for a protein of 159 amino acids. Lineage: Eukaryota; Viridiplantae; Streptophyta; Magnoliopsida; Ericales; Ebenaceae.